Molecule: messenger RNA, 3644 nt
Organism: Colossoma macropomum (tambaqui)
Lineage: Eukaryota; Metazoa; Chordata; Actinopteri; Characiformes; Serrasalmidae
Gene: slc17a6b
Product: solute carrier family 17 member 6b
Exons: 12
Coding region: 661-2418 (585 amino acids)
Biological process (GO): transmembrane transport; synaptic transmission, glutamatergic; monoatomic anion transport
Cellular component (GO): synaptic vesicle membrane; excitatory synapse
Molecular function (GO): L-glutamate transmembrane transporter activity; neurotransmitter transmembrane transporter activity
Source: RefSeq, a predicted model, not a curated record
UUCUAAUGUCACAUUGAUACAAACAGGCGAUGUCUGAAGCCCAAACCUCUGGCGAGUGUCUCCCACCCUCUCUGACCCCUCCCCAUCCAGCCGACAGUCUGCGAGAUUGACGAGUAAUGGGGGGGUCCGCCUAGCGGGCAGCGGCACCACGCGCCGCUGCGCUGAAGCACGAGGCUGGUCGCUGACCUUGGUGCUGAAAAGCCUUCAGAGAAGCAUCACGAUCAGCAAAAAGCAAACUUCUCCCCUUCGUUUUUGUUCCGUCACUCACAGUGCUUUUGUUUUAAGGUUUUAGAUUUAGACUUCUUCAUUUUACAAACUUAUUAUUCCUUCAUUCUCGUGUUUGAAGUGAGCUUCGCUGGCUGUGCACCGAGAUGGGAACUCUCGCAGUGAGCACGAAGAGCGCGUUCUCCGUCAGUGUGAGGAGAGGGCCAGACCACUUCUGAUUUCUCUCAUAUGUAGGCGGUUUUUUUCCGCGCGCUCCGUCUGUUUCUGAAGACCCUCGUCGGUUUUUGUGCUCAUCUGUCUGCCUUCAUCUCGCAUGCGCUCGCGCUCUGUCCGGUAUGUCUGACCAGCUCGUUCCUGUAACAGCGACAGAAUAAAAAUAUUAAAUAAAAAUAAAAAAACAAACAUAAACGCGCCGAGGGAUUAUUACAUUUGAACAUGGAUACUCCGAAGGAGGCCGGUUUUACUCCCAACAAGGAGGGUCUGAAGCAGCUCGCGGGGAAGACCCUGGGACACAUGUACAAGGUGCUGGAGAGGCGUCAGAAGCCCGGGGAGAGUAUCGAACUGACCGAGGAUGGUCGUCCUGCCCCGAGCAGGGAGCGGAAGGCGCCUCUGUGCGACUGCACGUGCUUCGGGCUUCCGCGCCGCUACAUCAUCGCCAUCAUGAGCGGCCUGGGCUUCUGUAUCUCCUUCGGCAUCCGCUGCAACCUGGGCGUGGCCAUCGUCAGCAUGGUCAACAACAGCACGAUCCACCAGAACGGCAAGAUCAUCAUCAAGGAGAAAGCUAAGUUUAACUGGGACCCUGAGACAGUGGGGAUGAUCCACGGCUCUUUCUUUUGGGGUUACAUCGUCACUCAAAUCCCGGGGGGCUACAUAUCCUCCAGACUAGCGGCCAACAGAGUUUUUGGGGCGGCCAUCGUUCUGACGUCGACCCUCAACAUGUUCAUCCCCUCAGCUGCCCGGGUCCAUUACGGCUGCGUCAUCUUCGUGAGGAUAUUACAAGGGCUGGUGGAGGGAGUGACCUACCCAGCAUGCCAUGGAAUCUGGAGUAAAUGGGCUCCACCUCUGGAGAGGAGUCGCUUGGCCACCACUUCUUUCUGUGGGUCCUAUGCCGGGGCUGUCGUUGCCAUGCCUCUGGCUGGAAUUUUGGUGCAGUACACUGGCUGGUCCUCUGUGUUUUAUGUCUAUGGGAGUCUGGGCAUUGUAUGGUACAUGUUCUGGAUCUUGGUGUCCUAUGAGAGUCCAGCAGAACAUCCCACCAUCACUGACGAAGAACGCUGCUACAUUGAGGAGAGCAUAGGAGAGAGCGCCAAGCUGCUGGGCCCUGCAGAGAAGUUCAAGACGCCCUGGAGAAAGUUCUUCACCUCCAUGCCUGUCUAUGCAAUCAUCGUGGCCAACUUCUGCAGGAGCUGGACCUUCUAUCUGCUGCUCAUCAGCCAGCCGGCAUACUUCGAGGAGGUGUUUGGCUUUGAGAUCAGCAAGGUUGGCAUGCUGUCAGCUCUUCCUCAUCUGGUGAUGACCAUCAUUGUGCCCAUUGGUGGUCAAAUAGCAGAUUUCCUGCGCAGUAAGAACCUCAUGUCCACCACCAAUGUCAGGAAGAUCAUGAAUUGUGGAGGCUUUGGAAUGGAGGCUACUUUGCUGCUAAUAGUGGGAUACUCUCACAGUAAAGGAAUGGCCAUCUCAUUCUUAGUGCUAGCCGUGGGCUUCAGUGGCUUUGCAAUAUCAGGUUUCAAUGUCAAUCACUUGGACAUCGCUCCACGUUAUGCCAGUAUUCUCAUGGGCAUCUCAAAUGGAGUAGGAACCCUAUCAGGCAUGGUGUGUCCUCUGAUUGUGGGUGCUAUGACCAAAAACAAGACCAGAGAAGAAUGGCAGUACGUGUUCCUCAUCGCCUCUCUGGUGCAUUACGGUGGCGUGAUCUUCUACGGCAUCUUCGCUUCGGGAGAGAAACAGCCGUGGGCCGACCCAGAGCUAACCAGUGAAGAGAAGUGUGGCUUCAUCGAUGAAGAUGAGCUGGCUGAGGAGACCGGGGACAUCACCCAGAGCUACGGGGCCCUGGGCGGUCCGGCCAAGACAUAUGGGGCCACCACACAGAUGAAUGGAGGGUGGCCUGAUGGAUGGGAGAAACGAGAAGAAUAUGUACAAGAGGGAGCAGAGGAGGGAGGGUAUGGAUACAGGCAGGGUGGGGAUUACUCGUAGACCACACACACACAUACAACAUACAUGAUUGCAAACACAUGCACACAUCAACACUGUAGACUUAUUUUGUAGUGGUUGUGAGUUCUAAUAAAAAGAGUGCAAAACUGCUUAUAAAGUUGUACAAAGAAAAAAAUACACAUUGUCAUAUGUUUGCACAAAGGAAAAUAAUUAAAAAUAAUUCAAGCUAUAUUGAAAUUCUAAUAGAUAAAUAUUAAACAAUAUAUAUAUAGAGAGAGAGAAUACCUAAUACUACAGAGAGAUGUAAUACAUAUCAAAUUGGCAGAUUGUAUUUGUAAAUUGUCUAUGUUAAAAAAGAACAAGAGUGAACUUAUUUCAAGUGCAAUCAUGUGUAAUAUUGUGAAGCUGAUAUUUUCACCUCAUCAUUCUAUUAAAAAGUUUAGCUGCUGGUGUGCAGAACUACCAUGGCCUCAUGAAGGCUCAAAUAACAAAUCCAUAUAGAGCCAACACCAGCCAUAGAGAACCCUGUAAACCUGAACAAGGACACCAUUUUUCUCCAUUUCUUUUCGCAUCGCACUGCGAGAUCUCUGUGUAAAUGCACAAAACUAUGUCUGUUUCUAUUCCAUGAUGUGUUACUCAUUCAUCGUAGAUGUAAUGUUUCUGUGAGACUAAAGGGGAUUUGGGUCUUUGAUGCCACUUUUAGGAGCACAAUGAUAUUUCUAUAGAAAAUAAACAAUAGUAAUGUUGUGUUUACCAUAGACCUUUAGCUUUGUAGCUAAUGGCUGUGGAAUUGUAAGGUUUUAAGGCUAAGAGUGGAAGAUCUACAGCCAAGCUAACUCAUAAGCUCAAAUUUUCAGCAUAAAAUUGAGGUGUAUCAAGAAAAGAUGAGAUUACUAGUCAGAAAAAAGACAAAAAAUAUUCUAAGGCUAUGUUCACAUACAAGCUUUAUUGUUGAAAUUUUUGCUCAGAUUUGCUUUCUAACUCAUAUUCGUGUAAGUGACUCAGAUCUGUCAUUGUGAAUUAAACUGUGUCCUGAAAUGACUUGAAUGAACACAUACCAAUCAAUACUGUCACAUGAAUAAACCACAUUCAUAAUGAACAACAAACAACCUAACCAGCACAACAAGCUUUCAUUGUAAAGACAUUUUGCUCUGAACAGCUCUUAUUAGAGCAAAAUGAGGGCGAAAAAGGGUCAGAUGCAUUGCUUUUGUAGUGGUUACUGACAAUGACUUUAGGUUAGCCACUGCUGCAUCCUUAACAUUGAAUGA